CACAGAGCGGCUAAGGCUAGCGUGCUAUCAAAGGCCCCGGCUGCGUGCGUUGCAGAGCUCAUCCGGGAUGCAGGUGAUGCUGCAGGUGUAAUGUCGGUGUUAUGCAACGCGGCGAGUGUCGUAUCUCAGCGAGAAGUCAGCAUCAUCGUUACAUGACCAUCCAGCUCGAAGCAGCUAGCCUACCGGGCUAUAAAAGCUAGCCCGCCGGGCUAGCGGGAAAGCACUGAAACGGCGUAAGAGCAUCGCCCGAGCAGCAGCCGCGAUGACGGAGACGGAGGCGGAGGCGUCGGAGAAGCAGCAGCAGCAGCAGCAGCAGCACAAGUCCGGCAACGGGAAUGUUCCUCCGGAGGCCACCAGAGAAGACACGUUUGAUCACACGUACAAAGAGAAAGAGGGCCCCAAACCUCCCAGGAUCAUCGUGUGGAAAAAUGUCAUAAUGAUGACUCUCUUGCAUAUAGGUUCCGCUUACAGCAUACUCCUCAUCCCUUCAGCAUCUCUUCCGACCUUGCUUUGGUCCGUACUUUGUUUUUUGAUAAGUGCUUUAGGAGUUACUGCAGGAGCUCACCGCCUGUGGAGUCACAGAUCCUACAAGGCGUCAUUACCACUAAGGAUCUUUCUUGGUGUUGCGAACUCCAUGGCAUUUCAGAAUGAUAUCUUUGAAUGGGCUCGAGACCACAGGGUUCACCACAAAUAUUCAGAGACAGACGCAGACCCUCACAACGCCGUCCGAGGCUUCUUCUUCGCUCACAUUGGCUGGCUGCUGGUGCGCAAACACCCCGACGUCAUUGAGAAAGGACGCAAGCUUGAGCUCAGUGACCUGCUGGCCGACAAAGUUGUAAUGUUUCAAAGGAAGUAUUACAAGAUGUCGGUGCUGCUCAUGUGCUUCUUCGUCCCCAUGUUCGUGCCUUUUUACCUGUGGGGGGAGUCUCUGUGGGUGGCGUACUUCAUCCCCACUCUGCUGAGGUACACCCUGGUGCUGAACGCCACCUGGCUGGUCAACAGCGCGGCUCACAUGUGGGGAAACAGGCCCUAUGACAAGAACAUCAACCCAAGGGAGAACAAGUUUGUCACGUUCAGCGCUAUAGGUGAGGGAUUUCACAACUACCACCACACGUUUCCCUAUGACUAUGCAACCAGCGAGUUUGGCUGCAAGUUGAACCUUACCACUUGUUUCAUCGACUUCAUGUGCUUCUUGGGCCUGGCCAAGGACCGCAAGAGAGUGUCCCAUGAGCUGGUACUGGCCCGAAUACAGCGCACCGGAGACGGCAGCCACCGGAGUGGCUAAGAUUGUUGAGUUGUGGUCAGCUUCAAGGCAAAACAACCGAAAAGAAGAAGCUUCACAGUCUUUGACAGCUAUACAUUUCUCAUCCUCUGAGGAUGAAAGUCAGCUUCAUGAGGGCCUUGACCACAUUUUGCUUGUUUUUGUGGUUUUUUGUAGCUGUAACUAAACAAAUUGUUCAAGAUGGAUAAAAAAAAAAAAAAUACAAACACAUUUUGCUAAGCUCUUGGCCUUGGCUGCUAUUGUUCAGUCAGGCCAAGGUCUUGCAAAGAUGUUUUAGAUUUGAAGUAGAUAUAUUUUAAAAGUCAACUUCAUUCUCCGCUGUUUUGCCACUUUGGUGUGCAUUUCUUCAUGCAAGAUCAGUCAUGUAGCCAAUCAUUUUUAUGUAAGUAUUACUCGAUUAUUAAUCAAAAUAGACAAGAAGUGGAGCACUGAAAUAUGGGGUAACAAUGUUUUAACUGAUAAGGUAUGAUACUGAUGACUGUUGCCUUUAUCGCAGUUUACAGCAAGUUUUUACAGUUCUGAUAUACAUUUAAGUUUUUGAGCACUCUAACAUCUGUUGGGGAAAACAAAGGAUGAGAGUUUGAAUUGUUUUGUUAUAAAAGAAAAAAAAGUUGCUGGCUUUAAUGAAAUAUGGCGCGCGACGGAAGUGUGAGGGAACCCAGAGCAUCUUCUUAUAACUUGACUAUGCUGACAACCAGUACGCCAAAACUGUACAGAAACCAAGUCAUGCAGAGUGUUUCUGUGAAUAACUUGGUUGUCUCCUGCAGAAAACAGGAAAUAGAAAACACGAAUACUGUAUUCAAUCCGUGGAGUAAUUGGAUGGAGCUUUUUCAAGACAAUAUUAGGGACACAUUUAUCAUUAAAUUAAAACUGCCAUUCGAUAAUCAAAGCAAAUGAUAAAUGUUAUUUUACCUUAGAACCAUGCGAUGUUUAAUUGACUUUUUUGUUUUUUGAUGAAUAUAUCACAGUGCCAAGAGUUGUUGACAUAUUUAUAACCAUCUCUGUGGUCCACUAGAGCACACUAAGUCGAUACUGUUCCUUCACUCAACAUCAUUGUGGAAGUUUUUUAACAUUGUGGCAGCGGUGGCUUUUCCUUCCUUUUUGAGAUUCUAUCCAACAUGUCCCUCUUUUGUCCUGAAACAUCUGCAGCAGAGGUCUCAUUGGUCGACGUAGCAGCCAGUCAUGUGACAGUUCUGGUGUUACAAAACAACAUGCCACCCAUGCAUGACAAUAUACUGUAGUAGGUGUUGUGGUGAGCUGUUUUUUUUUUCUUUUUGUCGGUGACUCUAAUGGCAGAACUGCGUCUAUUUUUGUAAUGUACAGUGGAGCUGCAUCGCUUUUGGAUCAUCAGAACUGUUGCCUUGGUGAUUUCGGAGACAGGGGUCUGGUUUCCCUUUGAAGUCCUGCAAAGCUAAUUGUUGCAAAAUUUCAGGUGCAUCGAUGUCUAUGUUCAUCUUCAAUUCUGGUGUGGGGAAUGCUGACGUUAUCUUAUUUAUGUAUUUAUUUCUUUUAUUUUUUCUUAUUGACUAAAAAACAUUUUGCUCUAACCUGAACAAGUUUCUGCAUUCCAAGAUUUGGCAGACUGUCUCGUAAAAUAUAUAAAAUUGGAGCACUUAUUUAUUUUUUCCCACGAGUCAGGAUACAACCUAAUGCCUUAUGACUUAUAGCCAUUCCUGAUCUUCUUCAUGUCCUGUCAGUUAAGAUAAAAAGGCCCAAAUACCACAAAACAAAUCUGACCAAGGUCCAUGUUUACAGGCUGAAGCACCAUGUCGAACAUUGUUUUUAUUUUUAAAAAACCUGAGCGUUUAAUAUGGUCCCUGAGGGAUGUGCCAACUAGUUUCAGCCCAUCAAAGCAUCUCCGUAAGAAAACUUCCAAACAAAGGUGCUGUUGUGAGGAAUGUUUAGAGCAUCAUCAGAGCACUUACCAAAUCCGACACUAAAACAUCACAAGCCAUGCAAACAACUCCCGCUGUCCAGAGGGUCGAAAUCAACAUUUUCCUAAUGACAAUGAGGAUCAAAAGGUUGUCAGUCUGAAUGAUUAUGUCAAAUAUCAACUGUAAUUCUGAAAUAAAAUUCACAAUAUUUUCAA
Xiphias gladius (swordfish) is the source of this 3371-nucleotide messenger RNA. RefSeq names its product stearoyl-CoA desaturase (delta-9-desaturase) (gene scd). Bases 263 to 1285 code for a protein of 340 amino acids. The record is from RefSeq and is a predicted model, not a curated record. The transcript is spliced from 7 exons. Gene Ontology annotation, biological process: response to fatty acid; unsaturated fatty acid biosynthetic process. Lineage: Eukaryota; Metazoa; Chordata; Actinopteri; Istiophoriformes; Xiphiidae. Gene Ontology annotation, cellular component: endoplasmic reticulum membrane. Gene Ontology annotation, molecular function: iron ion binding; palmitoyl-CoA 9-desaturase activity; stearoyl-CoA 9-desaturase activity.